CUUUUGCGCGUGCGCACUGGCUGCAACCACGGUGGCCGACGAGGCUCUUUCCUCCGUCACAUCCCAAGAUGCGUUGAAUUGCGCUCCGUCGCGUUUUCCAUCGCCUGGCGGCUACGAGGGGUUACCGACGUGGGCUUUCCGGUGCCUUCUGACAAACGGGCCUGCCGGACGGCGGCGGGUUCCCUUCACAAGCGGUGUUACCGGCUUUCAGCGCCCCGCUGUAGAGGCAUUUCUUCGCGAGAGGGAGGAUAGUUCCUGAGCAAUUUAUACAGGUAUCCUUCCGCGGAAGAUUCGGUUGUGCUUCCACAUGUCAGAGUCAGGACACAGCCAGCCAGGACUGUAUGAACGUCGCCGUCGCUGGAACCGCGAUAAGGACAUGGGUCACCAGAGCCUGUCGGGGCCGGGCAGGGAUCGUGACUACGUUCCCUGGGACCGAGACCGUGACCGGCGGGAACCUACGGAUGAACCAGUAGGAACGGUGAUGCAGAAGACGCCCAUCAUCCUGGCAAAGCCACCAGCUGAGAGGUCCAAGGGGGCCCCAACCCCCACUCCCACUCCAGCCCCUGCUGCCACCCCGGCCAUGGAGAAGCCCAUUGUGUUGAUGAAGCCCCGGGAAGAAGGCAAAGGCCUUGCGGGAGCCACGGAGGCGUCGGCCCAGCCCCCAGCUGCCGUGGCCAAGGUGGAGAAGGAGGGCCAGCGUCCCACCCAGCCGGUCUACCAGAUCCAGAAUCGAGGCAUGGGCUCUACUGCACCCAGUAGCGUCAUGGAUCCUGUGGUUGGCCAGGCCAAGCUGCUGGCUCCAGAGAAGAUGAAACACAGCAUCAAGUUGGUGGAUGACCAAAUGAACUGGUGUGACAGUGCCAUUGAGUACCUCCUGGACCAAACAGAUGUUUUGGUGGUCGGGGUGCUGGGCCUGCAGGGUACAGGCAAAUCCAUGCUGAUGUCACUGCUAUCAGCCAAUCAGCCUGAAGAGGAUCAGAGGACCUACGUAUUCCGCACACAGAGUCAGGAGAUCAAGGAGCGUGGGGGCAACCAGACCAGUGGCAUUGAUUUCUUCAUCACUCAGGAGCGUAUCAUCUUCCUUGACACUCAGCCCAUUCUCAGCCCCUCCAUCCUGGAUCAUCUCAUCAACAAUGACCGCAAGCUGCCUCCAGAAUAUAACCUACCCCAUACCUACGUUGAGAUGCAGUCCCUGCAGAUUGCUGCUUUCCUCUUCACCGUCUGCCAUGUGGUCAUUGUGGUGCAGGACUGGUUCACAGAUCUGAGCUUGUACAGGUUCCUUCAGACAGCUGAGAUGGUAAAGCCCUCCACUCCGUCCCCCAGUCACGAGUCCAGUGGUUCUUCUGGCUCAGAUGAAGGCACAGAAUAUUACCCACACAUUGUUUUUCUCCAGAACAAAGCCAAGAGGGAGAACUUCUGCCCCCGGAAUCUGAAGCAGAUGCACCUUGUUAUUGACAAAAUUAUGAUGCACUCACACUUGAAAUACAAGGGAACUCUCUCUAUGCUGGAAUGUAACAUCUUCCCAGGUCUGCCCCAAAGCUACCUGGACACAGAGGUCAACCUGUUCUUACUGCCUUUUAUGGAUACAGACACAGAUGAUGUUCUGCCAAGAGCAGCCCCAGGAAGCGGUCCACUCUUCUCCCUCCUGCCCGGGUACAAGGGACAUCCCAGCUUUCAGUCUCUGAUCGCCAAGCUUCGAAGCCAGAUCAUGUCCAUGUCUCGGCCUCAACUCUCCCAUACCAUCCUGACCGAAAAGAACUGGUUCCACUACGCCGCGCGCAUCUGGGAUGGUGUUAAGAAAUCUUCAGCUCUCGCAGAAUACAGCCGCCUGCUGGCAUGAGCAUGAUGCCUUCGCAUGGGAGCUGCCAAGGGCCGGCCAGCCAGCCUUCCCCAUCCACUGCGAUGGGUGAGCCAAGGGGAUCUGUGCCCUCAGCCAGGAGCCACAAGGUGUGAUGUGUGCAUCCCAGAGAGGGGAAGAUGUAAUGGAGCCGCAGCCCUUCCGUUGAGCCAUUGCAAGAUGCAGGAGUCAAAAUGCAGAACAGGUGUUGUGUCCCUCCUGGGCCUCCAUCCUGCUAACCACCUUAGCUUGUCUCUUGGGCUCACUCGGUCUUUUAGGGCUCUGAUUUCCAUCUGCAUCCAUAGAUGGGAGAGCCUUACAAGGCUUUACAGUACCUGUCACCAGGGUGGGAGUUUACCCCAAUAUGACCUGCACUCUCCUAACACCCUUGUGGGAGCAAGGAAAGUCUUCGGCCGGAGCAAAGAUCAGUGGGGCGUUAACUUGGCUUCUUGGAAUACUCUCAGAUUCUUAUUUCUAGUCCUUGAGCGUGUUGAUGAUAAGCUUCUGUUUGAAGGUGUAUGUACCAACCCUUAGGCCAUGUCUUUUCUCUUUGAACCAUUUCCAGCAUUCAUUCUAGUUCUUCUUUCACAAGGUGGAUAAAUCUCUCCCCUUUUGCAUGAGUGUCUUUCUUCAAUAAACUGUUCAAACUUCUUCA
Pogona vitticeps (central bearded dragon) is the source of this 2492-nucleotide messenger RNA. It is a transcript of the gene SMG9, whose product is annotated as SMG9 nonsense mediated mRNA decay factor. Lineage: Eukaryota; Metazoa; Chordata; Lepidosauria; Squamata; Agamidae. Gene Ontology annotation, biological process: nuclear-transcribed mRNA catabolic process, nonsense-mediated decay. The record is from RefSeq and is a predicted model, not a curated record.